Molecule: messenger RNA, 1384 nt
Organism: Amoebophrya sp. A25
Lineage: Eukaryota; Dinophyceae; Syndiniales; Amoebophryaceae
Source: the annotation of a GenBank genome assembly
UUUAGUAACCACUACAUCAGAAAUAGGCUCCAAAGUUCUAGCGAGAACGCAAUGGAGAAGUAAGGCCCUCAGUAAUAUAUUUCAUCUUUGACUGCAUCCUUGAAAAUAUAUGAGGGAGUAUUUCUGGGGAAAACUCUCGCCCUCAUACUACUUUUCACGGGCGCACGUGAUAGAGGAUCUACGGACAGUUCUAAGAAAGGGCUGCAGGAGUGAACACGGAUCGCCUGAUGAGAAUCGAGCCGCGAUAUUAAGGCUACCGCUGAAGCAUCCUCAGCAUCAACCUUGCCCUAUUUCUCAAGGGGAAAUAGAAGAACUUCUGUCCAAGGAUAAGAUUAAGAGUAAUGAUGAUUUAAGAUUACUACUACUUGGCUGCAUAUGAGGCACCUUUCCUACACGGGACCAAUAAUUUGAUGGUAUGGUACCAAGAAUUUGCAAUAUUCAAGAUGCGACCGCGGUAGCCCUAACGGCACCUAAACGACGCAGAUUCUUCAGCCUUUUGGACCGGAGAGACCGUUUACGCGAAUCAGCGCACUUCGAAGCAAGUGGUGACACUCGGGGAAUUGGGGGAGUGGGCAACACUCGACGACGCAGGAUUCGACAGUGGCCAACAGAUGCAAAUCUUGGAUAGAUUUAAGAUGAUGUAGUUUUUACCCUUUUCAUUUUCACUUUCCAGGAUAAUUUAAGGUGAUUUCCUCCUCCCGGAAGCUAUCUCACCCCCCGUUUUCUUUUCCAUACAAUCAAGGCACUAGACCAGCAGUCACUAUAUCAAAUCUUCUCUAGUAACCACUUAAGGAGGAUGCUCUAAUAGAUGGGGAAACUCUGUCUGCACCAACUACAACGACUACGCGGACGAUGACGAGGGGAUGCGCAUGCGGUGCAAUGUUGGCGCGGAAGUUCUGGUCAAGAGUGGAAUUAAGGCAUGAAGAGGCUAGUACUUGUUCUUGUCUCAUAAUCUUAUGCGUGUUAUGGAGAGUAAGUAAUUUUGAUGUUAGUGAGGUAGGCUCUACUGGAAGGAUAAGUGAUAAUCUCAACGAGGACGGAACGCUCUUUCCCUGCGAAAGUGAGCUCCUCUCCAUAUGUGGCAUUAUACCUUGACAUGGCUCGUGAGCUGCAUUUCUAAGUAUGGAGGUGGCUACUUGUCCCUCGACGCUUCGGUAGCAGAAGGCCAGGCUGCAACGAUUGACAUCGAAGAUCAAUGGUCAUUAAGGCAUCCUCGGUGUGAGGGAAUCCUCAACGGCAGCAUCCUCAGCAGCAAAAUUCUCGGGUAUUUUUCUACUUUUGUGGAAGGGCCUCUUUCAGAUUCCUCCAAGGAUGCUGCGUGUGGGGGAUGCUGUGUGUGGGCGCGGUAGCUCUAAGGCGAGGAACAAAACCAGCAAGUCUCAGG